This is a messenger RNA of Sphaeroforma arctica JP610, 2594 nucleotides long. RefSeq lists its product as hypothetical. The record is from RefSeq and is a predicted model, not a curated record. NCBI's taxonomy places the organism in Eukaryota, Ichthyosporea, Ichthyophonida. The transcript is spliced from 5 exons. The annotation marks the transcript as partial.
CAAGUUUGACAUCCAGCCAUAUUCAAUACGUUGGUGCCCCGCCGAGACACUCAGCAUCCACUACAUCGUUGAAUAGUAGCCGCAAAACCCCACGCACGCGCAAUAGCAACAGCACCAGCACAAGCAAUGGCAUGCGCAUGACUCUGUCACCCAACAGACGGCUGGCCGAUAAAAUCGCAGAACACAAACAGAAACAAAUGGAAAGUGACAGGAAGUUCGCAGAACUAAUGGGCGAGGAUCCAGUAGAAGGUCUGGAUGGAGACGAUGUGAACGAGGAGAUGGACAAGACUGAUGAAGAAACAUCAGAGGAAACAAAUCGGCGCAACUCAGGCGGAAACAACACGACAUUAAGCGUACCGGGCACGUCAUACCAUAGGUCUUUGAGCCAUCCGAAUCUUAAGAUGGACAACGAGGACAGGCCUGUUGAAACACCAUCGCCGGAUGAGAAAAGGGGAAGUGUCAGAUCAGUUCAUUCCAGUACAUCAGAACUGCGUUCGGGUAUGAAGGAAAUGGGCAUGGAAGAGACAAAAGACAAUUCUUGGGAGGCCACAACGGGUUUAACUGCAAGCACUCCAGACGUUUUUCCCCCCUCGGUUUUCCCCGGACAUGAUAUCAACGGCAACAACAUCAAUAACAUCAACCACAACAAUAAAAAUAGCCAACACAGUAUCAACAAUCAGAACAAUAUGUUUCACGGAGGUCCCCGACGACGAAGCUCGCAACAAGUACCGCGUAGAGCGGCAAACAUGCAAUUUGGUGCACUCCCAACACACCACAAUUCAGGCUUGCGUAUUGAUAGAUACCCCUCAGAGCCCUCAGAACGGAUGUUGAAGGGACUCCCACCAAUGGGUCCAAGCCUGGAUUCGGGGACGAUUUCGACCCAUAAUCUGAAUUCGGGUGCAUAUUUACAAGGUGCGCCUCCGAGUAAGAGCUUGUUCGAGCAGUUUCUGGAUGAGAAGUCAAAUAGACGGGGCCAUAGCAUACAUAAUUUGAGCCACAGCAUGAGCCAAAAUGUAGGUCAGGGUCAUCGACCCGCGGCCUUGUCACCAGCCGGAGGCUCUAUGGGCUCUAUGGGCUCUAUGGGUUCCGUGUCUCUGAAUGGGUUCCAUCCGGGAGCUGGUACCAACUCUGCACCCAUACAUAUCGAGGAGUCGAACCAAAGUCUAAAUAGCAUGAACAUGAGCUCGGGCAGCUUUCACCUACAGGCGCUUCCGUAUAGUGGGAACGAAAACGGUAAUCCUAUGCCUACGAAUAGUUUGAACAUGCCUCUGAAUAGUCUGAAUAUAUCGAACCUCCCCAGACUCUAUCAAGAUCCAGCAGCGUCCAGUGAUGCGGGAUAUCAAUGAACCAGUCGAAUCAGUAGUGUAUUAUAUAUGUAGCACAUUCAUUGAUCGUACUUUCGUGCACUCUGGCAACUGGCGAGAACGGUCCAAUACUAGCGCGGCAUCUGAGAUAGAUCUGUCAAGUGAUGAAAAAGGCCACCCUAUAUUAUUGGACACUUGAGCAUGUGAUGCGGACUGUAUAUUAGCACUAGCCGGAAAGACAUAGCAGGUCGGCAGUGGGAUAUAUCGCCGACUCGAGCCGUGUAGGGGUGCACAAACACUGAAGCACAAGCAACACUCAACGUGGAUGUGGAGCAUGAUGGACUCACGCUCAAGGACAUUCGAUGACUUCGUGCAUGGCAGUGACGCCGCACAUACGAGGGAUGUAUACUGAUACAUUGUCGACAUUGUGCCACUGGAAAAAUUGUCUUGGGCUGGUGUGAUCAGCCCCCCUGAGACUGACACUGGACACUAUACAGCAGUAGUAGGUGGUUAUCCAAAUGCAGCAGGAAGUGGUUAUUCAGAUGCAGUGAUAAGUGGUUAUUCAAAUGCCCCAGUGAACGAGAUGAGGCCUUUUUCACCGCCUCUCAUUAGCGCCAGAAGACAUUGAUGUACACUUGUCACAUCUUAUGUGAUAGGUACAUCUGAUCUUCCGGCAUAAAGACUUAUCAUGAACACCAUACAUAAGCACGCGACACGCGUAUUCAAUCACAUGAUACCCAUGUCCUGGCGAUAGACAUGCGGAGCUCGCAAGGGGGUUAGCGGUUGUGGUGGCGAGCAUUACCUACGUGAUUAUCCUUCACUGGCGACAAACGUGCGCAAUCUGCCAGGGGGUUAGCGGUUGUAGUGAGGAUCAUUGCUGCUAUUAUUGUGCUGUGCGACUACACAGUUGCGGCCAAAGCGCUGAGGAUGAGCAGUUGGGGUCUAAUGCCUGGUGCACAUAAAUGAAAGCCCGGAUAUCAUCGGCUAGGCUUGUCACCUAUUGUCGUGGAGCGUGCUUGCUUCUGAGAAGUUAUGUAGGUAGGCUUGCGCUGCUCGUCAAGACAAUUACGCUACAGCAGAUGACUUCUUCAUACGCAUACAAAUGGACAUAUUAGUAUGCAUGGCAUACAUAUGUUUUUCUUGUUAUUGACUAGAGGUGCGAUGAUCAUACAGCCUCACAAAUGGAAAUUCCGCGACUUUUAUAGCCUCCUGAUUUUUUUUAGGUUACCCAAUUUUCAGUACAAUUGGUAAUUUUGGCGUGAAUCGUAAUAAAAUUUGCGCAAUGGCAAC